AUGAAUAGUAUCUAUCUAUCUAUCUAUCUAUCUAUCUAUCUAUCUAUCUAUCUAUCUAUCUCAGUUUAUUCUUAUCUUAGUCCCUAUAUAUGUCUAUUCUUAUCUAUCUACCACAGUUUAUUCUUAUCUAAGUCUAUUCCUAUCUAUGUCGCUUGUUAUCUAUCUAUCUAUCUAUCUAUCUAUCUAUCUAUCUAUCUAUCUAAUCAUAUUCCUAUCUAUCUAAUCAUAUUCUUAUAUAUCUAUCAUCGAUUUUUCAUUUAUGCAGCAGUUGCCAUCACAAAUUAUUUUACAUCUCUCUCUCUCUCUCUCUCUCUCUCUCUCUCUCUCUCUCUCUCUCUCUCUCUCUCAGACGGGAUAACUAUCACCGCACGCUGGCCAGCCUUUCGUUGCACUUUUUUUUUCGUUAAUCCCCUACACCGACACCAUCCCAAUCCGCCGCAGGUCAAUGGUCGAAUCGCUUACGCUGCUAUGCGUUUGUUUACUCGCAAUUCAAUCCUUACAACCCCGGGAAUUUUUUCUCUCUCCUUUUCUCUCUCUACCUUUCUUUUACCUUUCUAUCUUUUUAUCUUUUCUCGCACUCUCUUUCUUUCCUUAUUUUUCCUCUGUUUUUUUUUUCAGUCUCUCCCCUCACUUUCUUUUUUCUCAUAUUUUUCUCUCCGUUUUAUUUCUCUCUCUCUCUCUCUCUCUCUCUCUCUCUCUCUCUCUCACACACACACACACACACACACACACUUUCAUCAUCUCUCCACCUUUUUAUUUUUUAAUCUCUCUUUUGCCUUGUUUCUGCCUCUGUCAUUCUCUUACACUCUUUCUUUCCUUAUUUUAUCUCUCUAUCUUUACAUAUGCUUUUUUCUAUCUUUUACCAUGACUUUCCUUCUCUCUAUCUCAUUCUACCAUUCUCUCUAUCUAUUUCUUUCUCCCAAUCUCUUUCUUUCCGUAUUUUUCUCUCUUUUUAUCUCUCUAUCCUUUUACCUCCUUCUUUCUAUCUUUUCGUCUCUUUAUUUCUUUCUCUUUCUAUUUCUUUUUUUACUGUCUCUUUCGAGACAUCUUUUCUUUCUGUAUGCUGUGUUAUCUAUAUUAAAAUUCAUGACGUAA
Messenger RNA from Acanthosepion pharaonis, 1095 nucleotides. Lineage: Eukaryota; Metazoa; Mollusca; Cephalopoda; Sepiida; Sepiidae. The record is from the annotation of a GenBank genome assembly.